This is a messenger RNA of Chelmon rostratus (copperband butterflyfish), 1913 nucleotides long. RefSeq names its product peptidase D (gene pepd). The record is from RefSeq and is a predicted model, not a curated record. NCBI's taxonomy places the organism in Eukaryota, Metazoa, Chordata, Actinopteri, Chaetodontiformes, Chaetodontidae. Bases 32 to 1519 code for a protein of 495 amino acids. Gene Ontology annotation, molecular function: manganese ion binding; metalloaminopeptidase activity. The transcript has 15 exons.
AGCACGUGACAGUCUGGACCAGCACGUCAAUAUGGCUGCAGCACAACAAGCCAUCUACUGGCUGGGUAAUGACACCCUGAGGGUGUCCGCUGCCCUGUUUGCAGAGAACCGUCGGCGACUGUGCAGUGGGCUUAAAGCCAAAGAUGGAGUGGUGCCACAGUCAGUGGUGGUGCUGCAGGGAGGAGAGCAGAAGCAGAGGUACUGCACGGACACAGACGUCCUUUUCAGGCAGGAGUCUUUCUUCCACUGGGCUUUUGGAGUAACUGAGCCUGACUGUUACGGCGCCAUUGAUGUGGACUCUGGGAAAUCCAUCCUUUUUGUUCCCAAACUGCCUGAAAGCUAUGCUACUUGGAUGGGAGAGAUCUUUCCUAAAGAGCACUUCAAGGGGAAGUAUGCUGUUGACGAGGUGCACUACACCUGUGAUAUUGCUGAUGUCCUGUCCAACCUGAAACCAGCAACUCUCCUAACACUGCGAGGACAGAAUACAGAUAGUGGGAGCAUCUGCCGUGAAGCCUCCUUUGAAGGAAUUAGUCGCUUCCAAGUGAACAACACUCUUUUACACCCGGUCAUUGUGGAAUGCCGUCUGAUUAAGACUGAUAUGGAGCUGGAGGUCCUGCGCUACACCAACAGAAUUUCCAGUGAAGCCCACAAAAUGGUCAUGAAGCAUGUGAAGCCUGGACAGAAAGAAUAUGAAAUGGAGAGCUUGUUCCAGCACUAUUGCUACAAUAAAGGAGGGAUGCGCCACACCUCGUACACCUGUAUCUGUGGAACGGGCAAUAACUCCUCCAUUCUCCACUACGGCCAUGCCGGGGCCCCAAAUGACAAGACAAUUACGGAUGGAGACAUGUGUCUCUUUGACAUGGGGGGAGAGUACUACUGCUACUCCUCAGAUAUCACCUGCUCCUUCCCAGCCAAUGGCAAGUUCACUCCAGACCAGAGGGCCAUCUAUGAGGCCGUGCUCAAAUCCUCCAGAACUGUCAUGGCUGCCAUCAGACCAGGUGUGAAGUGGACUGACAUGCAUCGCCUGGCUGACCGGGUUCACCUGGAGGAGCUGGUGAAGAUGGGCAUCCUGAACGGCAGCGUGGAGGACAUGAUGAAGGUCCACCUGGGCUCCGUCUUCAUGCCCCACGGCCUGGGACACCUGCUGGGCAUCGACGUGCACGAUGUGGGAGGAUACCCGGAGGGGGUGGAGCGUAUUGAAGAGCCUGGGCUGAGGAGUCUUCGGAUGGGCCGCCUGGUGCAGGAGAGGAUGGUCCUCACCGUGGAGCCCGGCAUUUACUUUAUCAACCACCUGCUGGACCAGGCCCUGGCCAACACUGCCCAGAGCUGCUUCAUCAAUAACCAAGUGCUGGCUCGCUUCCGCGGCUUUGGAGGGGUUCGCAUUGAAGAUGACAUCGCAGUGACAGCUGACGGCGUAGAGCUGCUGACCUGCGUCCCUCGCACCGUGGAGGAGAUUGAGGCGUUCAUGGCUGAUUCUGCAAAACCCUUCAGCCCCAUCAUCAGCAGUGAGAAAUUCUGAACGACGUGUACCAGUAAAGCCUGAGCUGUACGCUGCGAUGUGUUUAAUUACUGCAGCUAAACAACAAACAGUAUUCUUCAGUAGAACUGAAAUUUUUACUUUCACUCUCAUAUCAAACUGAUAGAACUGCUACACAAUCAAGAUUAUUGCUGAGCAGUAGAAUCAACACAUGACAACAAGUAAAAAACCUGAGACCUUUCAUACAGUAUCUUUAUAAAGCUUUCUCAACAUUUGGAAAAUGUUAGCAGCCACUUUAAGAGACAAAAUCUACCUUAAGUGUUUAAUUUUGUGCCACCUGAAAUCAACCUUUUUUAAAUGAUUCUUAUAUUUUCCUCUUUGUAAACAUUGAUUCAUAAAAAAUGCUGAGAAAUAAAAUAAACACUUUAAUUUGCAA